Molecule: messenger RNA, 1207 nt
Organism: Nematolebias whitei (Rio pearlfish)
Lineage: Eukaryota; Metazoa; Chordata; Actinopteri; Cyprinodontiformes; Rivulidae
Gene: rrad
Product: Ras-related associated with diabetes
Exons: 5
Coding region: 153-1082 (309 amino acids)
Biological process (GO): negative regulation of high voltage-gated calcium channel activity
Cellular component (GO): plasma membrane
Molecular function (GO): calcium channel regulator activity; GTPase activity; GTP binding
Source: RefSeq, a predicted model, not a curated record
ACUCUGUCCUGUAUAAAUAGGCUGAGCAGAGAGUCGAGCCAGACACAAGCAAACGCGCCUUUCUGACUGCGGGAACUUUUCUAAGCAAAGGAUUAACAGGACAGCCUUCGUUGGAUUUAAUCACCAGCGCAGACUCCCAACGCAUCACUAAGAUGACUUUGAAUAAGGAUGACAAACUGCGGAGCAUGGACAAGAGGAGAGGGAGCGUGCCCUUCCCCAUGAAUCUGCCCAACAUGCACAGGAGAAGCAUGCCGGUGGACGACCGGGACCUGCGCGCCACCACGCCGCAGACCGGACAGACCGACGAGCUGUCCAACCUGCUGCGCUGCGCGUCCUACUCCCCCAGCGAGCAGCACCGGGGCAGCUGCGCCUCGGACUCCUCAGACUCUGUCAUCUCCACCGGCAGCGAGGCGGACUCCCAGGUGUACAAGGUGGUUCUGCUCGGGGAGCACGGGGUCGGGAAGUCCAGCCUGGCGCGCGUCUUUGGAGGAGUGGAGGACGGCGGUCACGACUGCGAUGAAGCAGGAAACACGUAUGACAGAUCUAUUGUUGUGGACGAAGAGGAGGCCUUCAUUCUCUUGUACGACAUUUGGGAACAGGAUAACAGCCAGUGGCUGAAGGAGCAGUGCAUGAGGAUGGGAGACGCUUACAUCAUUGUGUAUUCAGUGACUGACAAAUCGAGCUUUGAGAAGGCAUCAGAGCUCCGCAUCCAGCUGCGUCGAGCCAGGCAGUCAGAAAACAUUCCCAUCAUCCUCGUGGGCAACAAAAGUGACCUGGUGCGGUCCAGAGAGGUGUCUGUUGAUGAAGGAAGCGCGUGUGCCGUGGUGUUCGACUGCAAGUUCAUCGAGACGUCCGCCUCCCUUCACCACAACGUGCAGGACCUUUUCGAAGGCAUCGUCAGACAGAUCCGCCUGCGGAAGGACAGCAAAGAGGAGAACGCUCGACGCAUGGCCAGCUGCAGGCGCAGGGAGAGCAUCAGCAAGAAGGCCAAACGUUUCCUGGGCCGCAUGGUCGCACGCAAAAACAAGAAGAUGGCUUUCAGGCAGAAGUCCAAGUCCUGUCACGACCUCACUGUUCUCUGAGCAACAUGUGGACUGCUGUUUUUAUUUUCCUUUGGCCUCUGAAGACCAGAUCCUGUGUGUGUUUUAACACUGAUUCUAAAGGACUAAUAGAAUUGUACAGAAUAGAUUUUUUUAGACACAAACCA